Molecule: messenger RNA, 609 nt
Organism: Nicotiana tabacum (common tobacco)
Lineage: Eukaryota; Viridiplantae; Streptophyta; Magnoliopsida; Solanales; Solanaceae
Source: RefSeq, a predicted model, not a curated record
AUGUCCUCAGGGGUGGCGGGGGCAGGGACUAAGGGCGAAAAAGGGGAUAAGGGAGCCUCCAGGAUGAGAAUUGGGUCCUGUAACAUAGGGACUUUGACAGGGAAGUCUGUAGAGUUAGGUAAGAUUCUUCAGGAGAGGAAGAUCAACAUAGCAUGCAUCCAGGAAACUAGAUCGGUAGGUACGAGGGCUCGGGAUGUGGACGGGUUUAAACUUUGGUACUCAGAAGGCACUGGGGACAAGAAUGGGGUGGGUAUUUUAGUUGACAGGGACCUCAGGGAGCUCAUGGUUGAGGUUAGGAGGGUCAAGAGACAAUUCUGGGAGGAUUUAGAUGAAGUGGUACGCGGUAUCCCACACAUCGAGAAGUUGUUCAAUGGUAGGGAUUUUAAUGGUCAUAUUGGGGCUGAUGCUAGGGGUUAUGACAAUGUGCAUGGUAGGUUCGGCUUUGGGGAUCAGAAUGAGGGGGGCUCCACACUAUUGGAUUUUGCUAGUGCUUUUGAUUUGGUGAUAUCUAACUCGAGUUUUCCGAAGAGGGAGGAGCACCUGGUCAUCUUCUGGAGUUCAGUAGCUAAGACCCAGAUUGAUUACCUCCUCUACAGAAAAUGUGAUUAA